Messenger RNA from Suillus discolor, 1377 nucleotides. RefSeq lists its product as uncharacterized. NCBI's taxonomy places the organism in Eukaryota, Fungi, Basidiomycota, Agaricomycetes, Boletales, Suillaceae. The record is from RefSeq and is a predicted model, not a curated record. The transcript has 10 exons. Bases 1 to 1377 code for a protein of 458 amino acids.
AUGUUCUGGUGGGGCAUGCAAGUCGUAGAGAGGCAGUGGGAGAACAUGGGCUGGAAGCGGGAUGCUCUGGCAGGACAGAUCAGGUCGGGAGUGGCAGGGGUCCUGGCGCAGGAGCAGGAGUCCUGGCUCGUAGUCGGUAGUCCUGCGGCGUGUGGUAGUCGGUCCUGCAUAGAUAGAGCCGUAGCCUCCCGCUAUCGAGGUCUGGCCUUGGUUCCAUUUGCAGUCCUUCCCGUUACAGCAUGGCAUUGCCCUGUGUUGGGAAAGAGGACGAAUAUGUAUGAGCCUUGGCGUGCGAUGGAGUCGGAGCGCGAGGUUAGGACAAGAUGGAGUAUAACCAGUAAUAUAGCGAGCGUGCAGGCAAUACAAACCAUGAAUGAGGUGGAAGGGGAGUCACCAGCAAGCACUGGCGUGAAAGUUGUGAAGAGACAUGCACGAUGUCAAGUAUGGCAAGUUAUAUGUUGUGCUGGCGAGCUUGUUGAGUACAGAGCACCAGGCACCCGCCACGCGUAUGGAUGCGUUGGCAGAGAGUCGAAGGCUAAGACGAUGGUCCACCUGUGCAAUUCUAUAAGUAACUUGAACGCCAGAUUUUCAGACUAUCCACGAGUUGAUGGCAUCAUCCAUGCGCCGUGGCUCAAUAGGGGAGUGCCCUUUGGAGAUUUGCAGAGACAUAUACUCCCUCUUGGACAGGAGGACCCAAAGUGCUAUGCGGAGAACUACUUCCUGGUUUUGUUCUGGUCUCCCACGCUUAACAUGGAGCACUUAGAAGAAUUGUGCCGUGAUGGUGAGAGCUUUUGGAAUGGGAAGCGAAAGCUAGGCUAUCAGGGAUAUGCUGGAAUUGUUGCAACACAGCUAGAUGAGGACUACAUGGCGGAGGAGAUUGACUGGGCUUGGGGUGUUAAGAUUAAAACAUGGGGUGUGCCGUUAGAUUUGGGAAAACAUGGUGAUGACCCUCUGGGAACAUUACCGUACGCCUUGUUUCCUGAGUGGCAUCGUGGCAUGGAGCGAUGCGUGCUAUUGCACCACCUAUCGAUUGACUACGGGGGCCAGCUCCUCAUGCCCUCCCAAGACUAUACCAUCCGCACAGCUGAGAGAAAUUGGAUAGAUACCUUCGCACCCCAAAACUUACGCACAAUCUUUCUGAACCAUGUUUACGAUGAGGAGAAGCUAGGUGACAAUCCGGCAGAGGGCGCCAUUUUGGACAGGCGCAACUGCCUAUUGGGGAAGAAUUGCUGGCAGAUGGGCGCCAGGAUAGGAUGGAAGAUGUAUUUUAUGUCGGAGAUGAGUCGCUGUAAGAGUGUCACAGAGCUGCCCCGUCGGCUAUGCAAACCGCAUGGCCUCAGCGUUGUCAGAGCACCUAUGAGCUUUGGCAGAACGUGA